Molecule: messenger RNA, 772 nt
Organism: Fusarium redolens
Lineage: Eukaryota; Fungi; Ascomycota; Sordariomycetes; Hypocreales; Nectriaceae
Exons: 2
Coding region: 416-595 (59 amino acids)
Biological process (GO): proteolysis
Molecular function (GO): serine-type peptidase activity
Source: RefSeq, a predicted model, not a curated record
GCUCAGUCUAAAAACUUGGGCUCGAGCUUAUAGUAGUCACUAUCAACCUAGGAAAGGAGUAUCAGUAAUGGCCUCUGACUAUACCUUACCCAUUGACGAGUUUAACGUCACCACCUUUAAUUACAAAAAGAUUCAAGAGCAGUCCAUUCUUCUAGAUUUACUUAUUCCUAAGAGUCUGCUAUCUGGUAAACGUCUAGUUCUUAUUCGAUUCCACGGCGGUUUUCUUAUAUACGGCAGUCAUAAUAACCUAUAACUUACGCCACCUAGGAUUCUUAAAUAUGCUCUUUAGAGCAACUUAAUCCUGGUCUCGUGUGAUUACCGACUACUUCCAGAGAGUAAUAGAAGAGAGAUUCUAGAAGACAUCGAUAAUAUAUAGUCCUGGGCUCAGAAUAGCUUAAAUGAGGCUAUUAGAACUAUGACGAAUGGGAAGAGUCAUACAGAUAUGCGGAGGGUUCUUCUCGCUGGCGAGAGUGCAGGUGGUUACCUUGCGUUGCAAUUGGCUUUACGUCAUCCAAGUGAUUUCCGAGCUAUUAUUGCAAGCUACCUAAUGAUCGACAUGCAAAGCGACUAUUUCUGUAAAGCCUAUAUGAAAUAAAUGGGAGAGUAUCUACAAAUCGAUUAUGAGGUCGUAUUUCAGCAUCUUAAGCAGCUUCUAGCCAGGAGUCAGCCGAUAACAAGGGCGGUCUUAAAUCUACUAAUCGCGAUAGUACAGCACGGUACAUACACCAGCUUCUUAGGUGACCACCAAAGCCUGUCUCCGCUUGAACAAUUG